Molecule: messenger RNA, 10605 nt
Organism: Peromyscus californicus insignis
Lineage: Eukaryota; Metazoa; Chordata; Mammalia; Rodentia; Cricetidae
Gene: St18
Product: ST18 C2H2C-type zinc finger transcription factor
Exons: 22
Coding region: 5221-8358 (1045 amino acids)
Biological process (GO): regulation of transcription by RNA polymerase II
Cellular component (GO): nucleus
Molecular function (GO): DNA-binding transcription factor activity, RNA polymerase II-specific; RNA polymerase II cis-regulatory region sequence-specific DNA binding; zinc ion binding
Source: RefSeq, a predicted model, not a curated record
CCACAAUUGCUGACUUGAGUUGAAAAAGCAUCUGAUUCGUGUCUGGUCAAAGCCUGCAGGGAACAGGCAUCUGUGACUCAGAGGCCACUGCUUCAGUACACUGCACAAGGAUGAAUUUCAAGAUUUUCCACUAAAUGAACAAAAAUACUGGUAUACAAGUUAUCUGAAGAAAGAGUGGUGUGGUCUCAUUUUUAUUAUUUAAAAAUGGAUAUAUUGGAAGAAAAAAAUGCAAUCAAAGAAAUUUUGUUUUUGUUUUUUGUUUUUUGAGACAGGGUUUCUCUGUGUAGUUUUGGUUCCUGUCCUGGAUCUCGCUCUGUAGACCAGGCUGGCCUCGAACUCACAGAGAUUCUCCUGGCUCUGCCUCCCGAGUGCUGAGAUUAAAGGCGUGUGCCACCACCACCUAGCUCAAUCAAAGAAAUUUUAUAAAGGCUCUCUUGUCACCAUUGGUCACCUAUAUGGAUUUGUCAUUGUUGUCUCUGGAUUUAGAAUUGUGACUGUUUCCAGUAUAACAGUCAACUCAGUAUUUUAAACUACUGAGCAACUGACAUCCUUCGGGGCUACAAACCUUUGUGUAUCUAGUUAUUUGUGUCUGCCCUCACAGAAAGAUUCAUGGUUAAAAUAAAUUCAAGAACCUAAUAUGAGUUCAUUUGUAUUAAAAUUAGUUAGCUGAAAGAUACUUUAAAAACACAUUCUUAAAAGUAUUCCAGAUGACUUCCAGGGCUAGUUCCUACAAACACUGAAAAGUGAAAAUUUGAUUGUCCUUGGGAAAAGUCUAUUUGAAAUAAUGUAUGUCCUCCAAAGGAAUUAUUUUUUAAAAUUUGCAUAUUUUGUAGCCAAUGAAUCUCAAAAUAUGAGCAAGGAAAAAUGUGAAAAACCUUUUAUGUGUUGUUUGCCUUAAGUUAUGUUUAAACGGCGCAUAUUUUUAAAAUACACAAAACUCCAAAAACAAAACUGGUGACGCCCUCCCCACGUCACAAAGCUGUGACUCUGAGGCCAUGGUGCAGCAGCUAAUAGAAAUCUUUGGCAUACAUCUAUUACCUAUGGGAAUAACAGAACUAUUUGCUGCAGACAUUGGCAAAAGGAUACAAGCACAUGGCUUUGGGUUACGUUCAGCACUGCCAGUUGUAUAAAGUUUCUGGAUCGACUCCACAACAGUGGCCACAACUCAAAACCAGAAAGACAAUGUAAAUUACAUCUCCACUGUAACAUUUUCCAAGCUUGUUUCAAGUCUAAGCUAGUUUCUCUUGCUGCUGCAUUUUUCAGGGACCCUGGAAAAUUCCCUUUGGAAAUUAUUUCACCUGUGAGUAACAUGCACAAGUAUGAUCCUUGGAUAGAGCUGUGGUCCAGAGAACUAUACUCAAUCUGAUAACAGGCUGAAGCUGCUUCCUCCUUCAGGUUUUCUGUUUGUAGGGGGAUUAAAAGUGGCUAAGGGAGACAAGGGGAGUCAUAAAUCUGAGCUAGACACGCCAUUUAAUCCCUCAGCCUUUUAUACAGAAUCAAAGACAAUACAGAAACAGGCAUGUACAUUUGGAGAACUAGAAUCAAGAAUAGCGUGCCCUAAAUAAGUGAGAAUUAGAAAAACACUUGUAAAUAUGUCACCAUGGGAGGCUAUAAGAAAAUAUUGUUUACAUUUUUAAAAAGGUUGACACCGAACAUGCUUCUGUUCUUCCUUAGUAAUCAAUAAAUGUAUAAAAAGUUAGACAAAUAGGAAAGUAAGAAUGGAGGAAACGGACAAAUAUUCGAGCCCAGCAUUUCUCACCACAAGUCAACAUUCUCCUCUACUCAGUAUUACAGCUUGUUUUUUCAUAACUUUCCUUAUAUAAAGUAGAUAUCUAGGCUGCCACUUUGGACUGACCCACAGCUAUGUUUAGAACAGGCCAUCAUCAUUAAAGGAAAGGACACUUAAUAUUGGGCUCUUUGUCCUCAAGCUAGUCAAAUUUCAUUCUGAUAGACUGGCAUCAUCUAGUCAUUUCAUUUUUCUUGACUUUCAGGUCUGUUCCAGUUUUUUAGAUUUCUCUUUAUUAUUUUCCUAAAUUUCACUUCUGAUAAGGAACUAUCCUUUAGGGAUUCACAGGAUCUCAAGGUGAGGAAGCCGGGACUUUUCUGCACAGCUACUGAAUAGCAUCUCCAUUUUUCCAUGGGUUUCUCAGGGUUGAAAGGAUAUUUUAUGGGCUGGGGAUAUAGGUCACAAGAAAGGCACUUGCCUAGCAAAUUCAAGGCCCUGAGUUCAAUCCCUACUAUUACUAUAAAUAAAUAAAUCAGAGAGGACAUCUCAUAAGAAUAAUGCAAUAUAUUACAUAAUGUAAUAUAAUAAAAUAUUGCCAUUUCAAACAUGCCAGGGAAGAAGCACAGUGAGCCCUGGUUAAAAAGCUAAAAGAAAUUAAAACACAGCUUGAUUGAUAAUUUUUUUUUGCACAAGUAUGAGGACCUGAGUUCAAUUCCCAAUAUCCAUAUAAAAAGCCAGGCAUAGUGGUGUGCCCUUGUAAAUCCAGUACUGGACAGAUGAAAGUUUCUGGAACUCAUUAGACUGCCAGUCGGCCUGGAUCUGGGAGCCUCAGAUCACUGUCCCAAAAAAUAAGAUGAAUAGCUACUGAGGAAUGACACCCAAGGUUCAGGCCUUCACAUGGACUUACGUGCGUGCACACCCACACACCCAGGUACACUCAUCCAUAUGCAAUAACUUCUCCCUCCACAAACAAAGCACAGAAAUAAAAACAAAAACUCUAGAAGAAGGGAAAUGAUUGAACAUUGGAUAUAUUAGAAGAAUUUCUCAAAUUGAAAGUCCCUAUUUGAGGUAGAUAUCAAUACAAUGUUAACCGUGUACAAGUUUUCAAAAAUUACCUCAAAACCGAGUUAUUACCACAACUUUCCCAUGUGUUGUGAACCUGCCCUUCCCCUAAGAACUAGACUCGAAUCUGUCCUAUGGUUACUGUAUAGGUCUUUGUUGAAGAAAAAACAAAAUGCAAGUGAGAUUGAGUUUGUAGGUUUUGUAUGGUGUUCCUUAAAUCCUGCCUUCUCAGAAGACUCUCUGGGACUUCCUUUCAACCCCCAAGUAGGUUUCAGAUCUCUGCAUUGGAGUGUUGAGGUAGCAAUCUGUUUUUUUGCCCUGGAUAUAAUAAACUCCAGUCAUAAAAGGUGGUCAAGUAGAAUAGCUAGAAAAUCAUUCCUACAUCUCUGUAUAGGUCUGUAAAUAAGUAAAGUUGCUAAAUUGCAUCUUUCAACAGUCAACUAAGUAGAUUUCAUUCUGUGGUUACUUUUCCUCUUCAUUGUGUAUCAGUUAUUUCUACUCCUGAUUCUUACAUAUCCUUUAUGAAAUGUUUAUUGACUUUCUUCAUUUUAUAAAUGUUUUUUCUACUUGCAGUUUGUUUUUACAUCUGCUUGACUACCCAGAACAAUGUACCAGGAAGCCUUUUGCAAAAAUUUUCCCAUGUUGCUUUAUUGUAAGCUAGAUUCUGAACAAGAACUAUCUUUUUUUUUCCUGCUGUAAUAUUGUACAUGGUACAUGUAAACUACACAUUACACUGAACUCUUCCCAGUUUGUUGAAACAGGGUCUCACUGUGUAUCCAUGCUGACCUGGAACUUGCUAUGUAAACCAGGCUAGCUGGCCUCAAACUCACCAGAUCCACCUGACUCUGCCUCCCAUGUGCUGGGAUUAAAGGUUUGUGCCACCAUGUCUACCAAAUUCAUCUUAAUACAGUUUCAAAUCAAGAAAAAUAGCAAUGGUACAUUAGAAUUCCUUGUAAGUAUCUCAGAAAUAUCUUCUAUUUUUUUCUGCGUAAACAAUGAAGUGGACUAUACAAAGCUAUAUAAAACCCACAGGACAUGUUUUUACAUUAAAUUUCUGUUUUGAAAAAAAACAAUAACUUUUACAAUGUUAACUAAAAUCAUUUCAAUAACAUUUUGAUGCCUAAACAGAAAGAUAACCAAACAUCACUUUCCAGCAAGGGGAAAAACAGUUUCUAAGAACUGUAAUUUUCAAGAUUGCAUUACAUGUUACUUAGGUCAUUUUUCCUGACUCAUGUAACAAUUGGGUGCCUCCUUUAUAAUUCAGGAGGAAUUUGACAGGAUGGCAACCUCUCCUACCCCAAGUUUUCAGACAUACACAGCACAGUGGUCUCUGCACCUUGAACGGUGUGACUGGAGCAAGGCACCCACUUUAGUACGAGGUUUGACUCUAGAAAAACUCCCCAUGUUCCUUUGCAGUUUAUUAAGGCCCCUGGUAGUUAUCCAAAUGAAGAACAUUUAGAAGGUCCUGAUCUCAGGUAUAAAGUUCUAGAGAGCAAAGACCUACUAUGUGGUGUGUGUGUGUGUGUGUGUGUGUGUGUGUGUGUGUGUGUGUGUGUGUGUGUUCAUACUGCUUUCUGCUACUGAGUUGUGCCAUGGUCUAAUAAGAUCUGGUUUGGAAUUAGAAUGGAAGAAGAGAGAAAGACAUCUCACAAAUGUUGAAACUCCCCACAAAAAGAAAUGCUUAUAUAUUUUAAGUUUCUGAUAUUAAUACUCCCCACACGGCAGACACUGAACUUACCACUGCUCUUGAGGGUGAAAGAGAGAAGUACAAUGAGGCAGACAGCCUAUAAAUUAUAGCCUUGUUCUAUUGCAUGCCUAUGAUGGGCCCACAAGUUCAACUUCAAAGCUUACUAACACUUAGAUAGGAGGUAUAUGUUACACCAAAAAAAAAAAAAAAGAAAGAAAGAAAGAAAGCGCAACAAAAUACAGUUAUGAGAUAAGAUUUUAAGACUGGUCAAGGAGUGUUUACGUAUUCUCCCCAGUGGCAGUGGUAAGGAGGUGGGUAUGUAAAGUGACUACAAGACCCAGACCCAUAGCUGGUUCCUCAAAGCUCCUAUAAAGAAGACUGAAUUUUAGUUUGUUUCUGCAACUUUUGUGUAUGCCUUCUGGAACUCUUGGCAGUCUAUGUUCCAGUUUUGGUAAAGGAAUUCAUGGAGUUCAACCAUUCCUUGUGUUGGGGGCAUUUUUUAGAGUGGUCAGGGAAGGUUAAUAGCACCUGUGUUGCCAAAUAAUAGACUUGCAUUAUGUGAAUGCUUACCCAUGGGAAUAGUGUCCUCAGAAAUAUGUGAUGUGUUUCAUCAUUUUAACCCUCACAUGCUACUGAUCUCUCUUAAUCUAGUUAUUUGUGUAGCACACAGAGCUACGUUUGCAUGAGCUGAGCCACUUUAUAUGCAGCAGAGAUCCUCCAGGGAGGAGGCGGAUUUCACAAUGCAAUGGAUACAGAGGUUGAAGAUAAAACAUUGCAUAUUCUCUCAAAAGGAACUGAAGUACCAAUGGAUUCUCUGAUCCAAGAGCUCAGGGCUGCAUAUGAUUGCUCUAUGGCAAAGAAGAGGAGAGCUGAAGAGCAGGCACUGGGAGUGCCAGUUAACAAGAGGAAAUCUCUAUUAAUGAAACCCCGACACUACAGCCCAGACAUGGACUGCAAAGGAAACCCAGACAGCAGGAAUGAGGAUGAUGGCCUCUUAGAAACGAAUGAUCACUCCACUGCAGAGGGAAUCAUGGUAAAGCCCAUGGAUGAGACCCUUCAUUCACCUGCACAAGAAAACUCACUCCAGAAGGAAGACCAAUACAUGUGUUAUCCAGAGCUCAUGGUUAAAUCUCUAAUGCACUUAGGCAAAUUUGAAGAAAGUGUGACUAUGCAGACCAUAAAUGAGAACUUAAAUGACAGUGGCAUCCAGUCUUUAAAAGCAGAGAGUGAUGAGGCAGAUGAAUGCUUUAUGAUUCAUUCAGAGGAUGGAAGAGACAAAGUCCAUAGUUCCCAGCCACCUUUCUGCUCUUCUGGUGAUAGUGAAAGUGACUCUGACAGUGCAGAGAAUGGGUGGGGCAGUGGCUCCAAUUCAUCAGAAGACACUGACCCUCACGGAGCCCACAGACACAAGCUGACAUACAAUAAAAAGGACCUGUUGGAGGUUUCUGAGAUAAAAGCUGAAGGUGACAAAUUUACCCCUUGUGAGAACAGGUGUGGUUCUGAUAUUGAUGGUAGAGAGCCACAGAACUCCCACAUGGAACCCUUGGCUGUCAAAGCACAGCCUUCGUUCCCAGAGGCUGAAGAUGGUGAGAGCCUGGUCCCAGUUUCAGAGGAGCCUGGAGAAAUGGAGAAAGCGAAGGGGAACCUGAGUUUGCUGGAGCAGGCUAUUGCUCUACAGGCUGAACGUGGUUCUGUCUUCCAUCAUACCUACAAGGAGCUGGACCGCUUUUUCCUGGACCACCUGGUGAAGGAACGGAGACAAACCAAGGUUACUGAUGCCAGUGGAAGACAAAUCUUUAACAAUAAACAUUCACCAAGGCCUGAAAGGAGGGAGGCCAAGUGCCCCAUCCCUGGCUGUGAUGGCACAGGGCACGUAACUGGGCUCUAUCCCCACCACCGCAGUCUUUCCGGGUGCCCCCACAAAGUGCGAGUUCCUCUGGAAAUUCUUGCCAUGCAUGAGAAUGUGCUCAAGUGUCCCACCCCAGGAUGCACAGGAAGGGGACAUGUGAACAGCAACCGCAACACUCACAGAAGUCUUUCCGGUUGUCCAAUUGCCGCAGCUGAAAAGUUGGCAAUGACACAGGACAAAAGUCAAUUUGAUUCUUCCCAAACUGGGCACUGUCCUGAGCAGGCUCACAGGACGAAUUUGGUGAAGCAAAUUGAAUUUAACUUCCGCUCACAAGCCAUCACCUCUCCAAGAGCUGCUGCAUCAAAAGAACAGGAGAAGUUUGGGAAAGUACCAUUUGAUUAUGCCAGUUUUGAUGCACAAGUUUUUGGUAAACGUCCUCUCCUACAAACAGGACAAGGACAAAAAACACCACCAUUUCCUGAAUCAAAGCAUUUUUCAAAUCCAGUGAAAUUUCCUAAUGGGCUGCCUAGUGCUGGCGCCCACACACAGAGCACAAUCCAUGCCAGCUCUUAUGGCCAUGGUCAGUGCAGUGAAGACACCCACAUAGCAGCAGCUGCUGCCAUCCUGAACCUUUCCACCCGCUGCAGGGAAGCCACAGACAUCCUUUCCAACAAACCACAGAGCCUGCAUGCCAAGGGAGCUGAGAUAGAAGUGGAUGAAAAUGGCACAUUGGACUUAAGCAUGAAAAAACCCCGAAUCCUGGACAAGUCUAUACCCCCAACUUCCCCUCACACUACAAUUACAACCCCGUCUUCUUCCCCAUUCAAAGCAAGCAGCCUUCUUGUUAAUGCUGCAUUCUAUCAGGCUCUUUGUGACCAAGAAGGCUGGGAUGUGCCCAUCAACUAUAGCAAAACCCAUGGAAAGACAGAGGAGGAGAGAGAGAAAGACCCUGUGAACUCCCUUGAAAAUUUAGAGGAAAAAAAGUUUGCUGGAGAGGCCUCUAUUCCAAGCCCAAAACCCAAGCUCCAUUCAAGAGAUCUCAAGAAAGAGUUAAUCACCUGCCCAACACCAGGAUGUGAUGGAAGUGGCCAUGUCACAGGCAACUAUGCAUCUCACCGCAGUGUGUCUGGAUGUCCUCUAGCAGACAAGACUCUUAAGUCCCUCAUGGCUGCCAACUCUCAGGAGCUUAAGUGUCCAACCCCAGGUUGUGAUGGUUCUGGGCAUGUGACUGGAAACUAUGCUUCCCACAGAAGCUUGUCUGGUUGCCCUCGUGCAAGGAAAGGUGGCAUCAAAAUGACCCCUACCAAGGAAGAAAAAGAAGACUCUGAACUGAAAUGUCCUGUAAUAGGAUGUGACGGCCAAGGUCACAUAUCAGGUAAAUACACAUCACAUCGCACAGCUUCUGGCUGUCCUCUGGCUGCCAAGAGACAGAAGGAGAAUCCCCUCAAUGGGGCCCCUCUCUCCUGGAAACUGAACAAGCAAGAACUCCCCCACUGCCCCCUGCCAGGAUGCAAUGGGCUGGGUCAUGUAAAUAACGUUUUUGUCACCCACAGAAGCUUGUCUGGAUGCCCUCUCAAUGCACAAGCUAUCAAAAAGGUCAAGGUCUCUGAAGAACUAAUGACCAUCAAGCUCAAAGCAACUGGGGGUAUUGAUGGUGAUGAAGAAAUUAGGCAUUUGGAUGAAGAAAUAAAGGAACUGAAUGAAUCCAACCUUAAAAUUGAAGCAGAUAUGAUGAAACUUCAGACCCAGAUAACAUCUAUGGAGAGCAACUUGAAGAGCAUAGAGGAGGAGAACAAGCUUAUAGAACAGAGCAAUGAGAGUCUGCUGAAGGAACUGGCAGGGCUCAGCCAGGCUCUCAUCUCCAGCCUUGCUGACAUCCAGCUGCCACAGAUGGGGCCUAUCAAUGAGCAGAAUUUUGAAGCAUAUGUAAAUACUCUCACAGACAUGUACAGCAAUCUGGAACGGGACUAUUCCCCAGAAUGCAAAGCUCUGCUGGAAAGCAUCAAGCAGGCGGUGAAGGGCAUCCACGUGUAGGAGGGCAGCAUGCAGGAAGCAGAGGUCACCACAGCAGUGAGUUCCAGCUGAUCCACAGGGGCCUGCAAACCUGGAGCCUGGAGACUGCCCCCUGCAAUUAUAAUUGCAACAUUGCACUAAUUUUUCCCCAACUGACAUAAAAAGGAAAAAAAAAAACUAUGAUAAACUCUUUGGAUUAAAAGCAAUGCAGUCAAUUAUUAAAUCUCAUUUAUUUUCAUACCUUUUUCUUUUAUUUCUUCAUUGCACUCUUUAUUUUGUAAAGUAUAUGUAAAAUAAAUGUGACAUUUUAUAUUUUAUUUAUUACUAAUCAAAGAGUUUUUUAUCUUUUAACUGCAUUUUGAAGUCUACCAUAUUUUUACAGGUGUGUUUAUUAAUUUAUCUUCUAAUAGGAUUUAAAUAGAAAUGCUGUUCUCAAAUCAUACAUCUUUCUGGGUUUAAAUGGAAAAAAAAAAGUGUGAAGGAAAUCCCCGUGUCAGGACCGCACUACGGUCAAGUCUGGUUUCUACUGUGCGCUUCUUUUCCCCCUUUACUGGUUUUGUAAAUGGUUUUUGGUAAUGUGAGCUGCAAAGGAAUGUGAAGAUAAAUGGUGCCCACUGGUGGGAGACCCACAUUCAUAAAAGCAUAGGAUGCUGGCAAACAUCGUGCUCAGAACUUGAUAGCAAUAAUUAAAUAAAAUAGUCAGCAGAGUAUUCCACGUGGCUGCACGGAUUUAAUUAAUAUGAAUUAUUUAUUUGAGCUAUUUAAAGCAUAGAUUUUAAGUGAAUCAGAUUUGUCUUUUUGUUUUUCAAAUCACAUUGGCUAGUUGGCAACCCUUCCCCAAGAUGAGAAAUAAGCUUUGAUGUGACCAGCCAGGCUUUUCCUGCUGUAUAUUAGUACAAUAUCACAAGUGACAAUAUUGGUAUAGAAUUGUCCUUAGGAAAUACAGACACAUCCGAAUGCAAAUUUUGUAGAUACCAUAUCCCCUGAAAUAGCAUUUAUCUUACUGGGUUGACUAGAAGAGUAGAAAACAUAAUAAGACAUGAAAAAGUGUUAUUCCAGUCUGAAUAUUGGCAACAUUGGUCUGCACUUCCCUAGGAAAUAAAACAAAUUUAAAUUUGAUGUAACUCUUGAACUACACACACACACACACACACACACACACACACACACACACACACACACAGGCACAGUCCAUACACAUAUGCACUCACAAACACUCAUCCACACAUGAAAUUGAGUCUACAAUCUCAACUGGAUCAGAGUUUAGUAAUUGCUAUAGUAAAGGCAAUGUCUAUUUCAGGGACUGUAAAGUAGUUUAAGCAUUGUUUCAAAAGUUUUUUAAAACUUAUUUUUUUUAAGGAAAAGGUAUAGACAACCAGCUAAACUGCCUUUUUGGUGUGCACACACAUUUCAUGUGCAGAUGUGCCUCUGUGUAAAUGUACACAUGAACUUUAGUGUGGGCUUAAUUUUCUGUGCUAUAAUAAAAGUGUUUAUUUUUUAUUAGCCUCAUGGAUAUUUAGAUUUAGUGUGAUGGCAUUCACAGGCUUGAAUUCACUGUUACUACUGUUACUGCUCAGAUACAUGAAAAGUGGUCCAGUCACUCCACUCUCAUGGAACUGUGGUUUUUGUUAUGCAUCAAGUGGAGCUUAUCUUUGGCUUGGGGUUCAUUUGAACUCUUGAAUUUUAGUUUAGUGAAAAUGAGAUGUCUGUUCUUAGGUAGGGAAGGUGUUUAUUUAAAACUCAAUUUAAAAAAAGCAGCUACCAUGAGUGGUGUCUACUAAAAAUGGGACACAAAAUUUCCUAUUAAAGUAUGUCUUUGAACAUUUGCUACAUAGUACUUCAAAGAAGCACACAAACGGACUCACUUAUUACACAGAAGUUUACUUUGCUAAAUAUUUUAACAAGUUUGUUAUAUAUUUUAUUUAAAGAGAUCUCUUACAAACUUAUGUAUUUAUUACUAUAAUUUACAUGGCUUCAGUUAAUUUAUUUGUGUUCACAUAGUUUUAUGAAGUGUGUCUAUAUUUAUUUGCCUCCUUGGUAUUUGUGUUUUGUAACAUGCACUAAAUUGUUUUCAUUUCAACUAUGUUAAUGAUUGAUACUGUAAAUUGGGUCUUUUGUAAACAAAACAAACAAUGAUGUAUGCAUUUUUAUUUGAAGUAGUUUGUUUGUAUACUGUUUCUCCAAACAAUAUUUCUUAUAUCAAUGCGACAAAAUUGUGUUCAGUGCUGUACAUUUGGUGUAUGGUAGGAAAUAAAAAUUGAUAAUGAA